AUGGCUACUCCAGAACAGAAGAAAUUCGUCUCGCAGAUCGACGCCAACAAGGCUGCGUUGAUCGACCGCCUUGCCGAGGCCGUCUCGAUCCCCUCGGUCUCGGGUGAUGCCGCUUACCGCAAGCACUGCUUCGAGAUGGCCGACUGGCUGCUGGCUGAACUCAAGAAGCUCGGUGCUACUGCCGAGCUCAAGCCUCUGGGCAAGCAGACGCUCGAGGGCAAGGAGAUCGACCUGCCACCCGUCAUCCUCGGCGACCUGGGCAAGGACCCGAAGAAGAAGACCAUUCUCGUCUACGGCCACUUUGACGUUCAGCCUGCUCUCAAGUCCGACGGCUGGGACACGGAGCCUUUCAAGCUGAUCACGGACGAGAAGACCGGUCGCAUGUACGGCCGUGGUUCCACCGACGACAAGGGACCCAUCCUCGGCUGGCUCAACGCCAUCGAGGCCCACCAGCAGGCCGGCAUCGAGCUGCCCGUCAACCUCAAGUUCUGCUUCGAGGGCAUGGAGGAGAGCGGCAGUGUUGGCCUCGACGAGCUCAUCGUCGCCGAGAAGGACACCUUCUUCCAGGGUGUUGACGCCGUCUGCAUCUCGGACAAUUACUGGCUCGGUACCAAGAAGCCCUGUCUCACUCACGGUCUGCGUGGUAUCGCCUACUUCAUGCUCACCGUCUCGGGCCCUGCUCGCGACCUCCACUCGGGUGUGUUCGGCGGUGUUGUGCACGAGCCUAUGACUGAUCUCUUCGCUAUCAUGUCCAAGCUCGUCACUCCUCAGGGUGAGAUCCUCGUGCCCGGUAUCAAGGAGCUCGUGGCUCCAUUGACCGACGAGGAGCGCAAGCGCUACGACGUCAUGGACUUCACCCUUAGCGACAUUGACGGUGCCACGGGCAGCUCGACCACCGUCAGCGACGACAAGGCGGCCGUGCUCAUGGGCCGCAUGCGAUACCCCUCGCUCUCGCUGCACGGCAUCGAGGGUGCCUUCUCCGAACCUGGCGGAAAGACCGUCAUCCCCGCCAAGGUGAUUGGCAAGUUCUCGUUGCGUCUGGUGCCGGACAUGACGCCCGAAAAGGUCAAGGAGCUUGUCAUCAAGUACGUCGAGGCCGAAUUCGCCAAGCUCGGAAGCAAGAACACCAUCAGCAUCACCAGCGAGAACGGCGGCAAGCCGUGGUUGGCCGACCCCAACCACUGGAACUACGAGGCAGCCAUCAAGGCCACCGAGACCAUCUACGGUGUCAAGCCCGACUUGACGCGCGAGGGUGGCUCCAUCCCCGUUACCUUGACGUUUGCCGACACGCUGCAGAAGAACGUGCUGCUGCUGCCCAUGGGCAGGAGCGACGACGGUGCUCACUCGACCAACGAGAAGCUCGACAUCUCGAACUACAUUGAGGGCACCAAGCUGCUCGGCCUCUACCUUCACGAGGUGGCUGCUGCUGCCUGA
This is a messenger RNA of Sporisorium graminicola, 1434 nucleotides long. RefSeq lists its product as uncharacterized. The coding region runs from base 1 to 1434 and encodes 477 amino acids. Gene Ontology annotation, molecular function: metallodipeptidase activity. The record is from RefSeq and is a predicted model, not a curated record. Lineage: Eukaryota; Fungi; Basidiomycota; Ustilaginomycetes; Ustilaginales; Ustilaginaceae. The transcript has a single exon. Gene Ontology annotation, biological process: proteolysis.